Brassica oleracea var. oleracea is the source of this 1219-nucleotide messenger RNA. RefSeq names its product acyl-CoA--sterol O-acyltransferase 1. The record is from RefSeq and is a predicted model, not a curated record. Bases 136 to 1170 code for a protein of 344 amino acids. NCBI's taxonomy places the organism in Eukaryota, Viridiplantae, Streptophyta, Magnoliopsida, Brassicales, Brassicaceae. The transcript has a single exon. Gene Ontology annotation, biological process: lipid metabolic process.
UGGUUUACAUCGAUGCAUGGCACGUUUUUUAAGAUCUUAUGUCAGUUUUGUUGAUCAUUGUUCGUCUCCAUCAUCUUCUUUCAUCCUUUCCGGAGACUUGAAUAUUUCAGAAGUCAGAACCAAAAGAAAACACACAUGGAGAUGGUGAGCUUCAUAAGCGCGUGGUGUUUAGUGAUCAUCUCACUUUGUUACACAUAUGUCGUUGCCAGAUUGGUUCCUAAUGGGAUGAGAAGGAUGAUACUGUUCAUACCAGUCUUCCUCUAUUUCUUCAUUGUUCCUUUAUCAUUGUCCAACAUACAUGCUGUCGGCAUCACGGCUUUCUUCAUCUCCUGGCUCGCUAACUUCAAGCUCUUUCUCUUUGCUUUAGGACGAGGUCCUCUUGCUUCAGACACCAAACCCUUAUCUCUCCCUAUUUUCUUAGCCGUCUCUUGCUUGCCCAUCAAGAUUCAUCUGAGCCCUAAAUCUUACUCCCAAGGAGGAUCAUCCAGAGAGGGUCUAUUAUAUUAUACCAUCAUGGCUACUCUUUUGGUUCUUAUGACAAAAGUCUACGAGUAUAACAGCAAACUCCCGAACAAAGCCGUAUUGACUCUCUACGCGAUUCAUAUCUACCUCCUCCUCGAGCUCAUCCUAGCCGCCACGGCCACCAUGGUUCGAGCCAUGUCAGGUCUUGAGCUAGAGCCACAGUUCAACAAACCGUACCUGGCGACAUCUCUUCAGGAUUUCUGGGGGAGACGAUGGAACCUGGCGGUCACUGGAAUCCUAAGGCCUACCGUGUACGAGCCGAUGAUUCAGCUCUUCUCUGUCUUGGACCCGAACUGGUCACGUGUUCUUGCUGUUCUCGCCACGUUUGUUGUCUCAGGGUUGAUGCACGAGCUCAUCUUCUUCUACAUGGGAGGGUUGAUGCCGGAUUGGAAGGUAAUGUGGUUCUUCCUUGUACACGGGCUCUGCACUACUGUGGAGAUCGCCGUCAAGAAAAAAGUCAACGGGAGGUGGAGGCUUCCGACAGGAGUCGGUCGUGUUUUGACGUUCGGGUUUGUCAUGGUGACGGGUUUGUGGCUGUUCUUGCCGGUGUUUAAUCGGGGCAACAUAUUUGAGAGGGCUCUUGAAGAGUAUGCAUAUGCAGGCGCGCUUGCAGCCGAGCUCAAGACCAUCAUGGCAUCUCUACUUUAAAUACUUGCCCAUGAAAACAAAUCUUGAGUUUCAUAUUGCUACAAAACAU